Musca domestica (house fly) is the source of this 1388-nucleotide messenger RNA. RefSeq lists its product as uncharacterized. Lineage: Eukaryota; Metazoa; Arthropoda; Insecta; Diptera; Muscidae. The record is from RefSeq and is a predicted model, not a curated record. Bases 49 to 609 code for a protein of 186 amino acids. The transcript is spliced from 4 exons.
UCAAGCACAAAUUUUUACCUCCUAAGUACACAACUCCCGCACAUAAACAUGUCGAACGAAAAUGCCAACCCUUCCAAAGGAAAAAUGAAAUAUUUUGCUCCACAAGCUAAUGCAAAAUGUUCUUCCUGCCAAGAAAAUGCCAGAAAACUAGACACGAUUAUUGAUAUUUUGGCGGAGCAUAAAGUUUUACUGGAUCGUGUUAUUUCUCAGAACGCAUUUGUGGACAAUAUUAUGACAAUUUUUCCAAUUGAAUCGGAAGAAAAACUUCGAGAAUUUGAUCGAAUUCUCGCAACACAAGCAGAUCUAUAUACUCGACAAAUGAAAAAUCUCAUUGCAGGUAACGCUGAACGUAAUUUGCAUAAAGUAUUUGGAAGAAAUAUUAUUAUGGAUUUUAAUGUUGACGGAACUUUCGGGAAAAAAGGUCUACGAGAUUUUGGUAAUGUACUUGCCGCCAUAAUAGAAGUUAUAUCAACAUUUAAUAAAUUACCUGACAAGACUUUACGAGCAGCGUUCCAACGCCAAAAGAAAAAGUAUUUUAAGAUCAACAAACGAAGCAGGCGCACCGAAGAAAAGGAACAAGAUGAAAAUGAUGAAGAACCACAAAUUUAACUGAAUGUUUUUAUGUUAUACUAUAUAAUUUUAAAAUCCUAGUUCUAACACUAUUCAGUUUUAUUAAAAUAAGACAAGGUUUGGCCAGCCUUGAAAAAAGUGAGCUAUAUAUGUAAUCCAUUUCUUAAUUUAUUACCUUGCCUAAAAUUCGCAGACUGUUUUAGAUUAAUUAAAUAUAUUGUGUGUAGAUUGAACUGUGCUUUACUUUUGUUUUUGUUACUUAAUAACUGCGUUAAAAAUGUAACGUUGUUAAAUACUUAUUCUAUUACAAGCAUUUUCCUAAAAAUCUCAAAUGACUAUUUGGUUCGAAUGCCUCCAUAUGAUCUCGAAAGGACUAAUGGUCUUCUAGUGUUUAUUUGGUUCAAAUGUCUACAUAUAGCUCAGGAUACCCAAUAAAAUGCAGUGAUUAUUUGGUUCAAACGUCACCAUAUAAACUUAAAAGAUCUAAUCUUUUUCUAGUGAUUAUUUGGUUCAAAUGUCUACAUAUAGCUCAGGAAACCCAAUAUAAUGUAGUGAUUAUUUGGUAUACACGUCAUCACAUAAUCUCAAAAGAUAUAAUCUUUUUCUAGUGACUAUUUGGUUCAAAUGUCACCAUAUAGUCCCAAAAGAACUACUUAGUCAAUAUAGUCAAGGUCUACUGGUACUUCUCCUAUGACAAGCCUAUGUUAAAUGUCCAUAGGAAAUUACAUUGGUUGUGGUAUACUUUUUCACUAGUACUAGCGACAAUGUCACCAGUAAAACACUACAAUUUUACUAAAGCUGCUCGCUGCAGGGAAAAU